CGGGGAACACGGAAGCUCCGCCCACGGGCCUUUGUGCGCAGGCUCUUCCGCCCCCUGACGCGAGGGUGGUAGGGAGGUUUCAGGUGUUGCCAUGGAGGACGCUGCAAAGCUGGGGCAGGCGGAGGAGGUCCCCGAAAACCGAAGAAUUCAGCCGGCGACCGGUCGGGGAGGAGCCCUGGUGGAGCGCACCUCGACCCCCGGCGGCCUGGCCCUGGUGAGCCCCUACCGCACCCACCGGGCCGGGGACCCCUUAGACCUCGUGGCGCUCGCAGAGCAGGUGCAGAAGGCUGAUGAAUUCAUCCGAGCAAAUGCCACCAACAAACUGAUGGUCAUAGCUGAGCAAAUCCAACAUUUACAAGAACAAGCCAGGAAGGUAUUGGAAGAUGCUCACAGAGACGCUGACUUGCACCACAUAGCUUGUAAUAUAGUAAAAAAACCUGGCAACAUUUACUACCUUUAUAAACGGGGGAGUGGUCAGCAGUAUUUUUCUAUUAUUUCUCCAAAGGAAUGGGGGACAGGUUGUCCACAUGACUUCCUUGGUGCCUACAAGCUACAGCAUGACUUGUCCUGGACUCCAUAUGAGGACAUUGAGAAGCACGAUGCCCAAAUCCACAUAGUGAACAAGUUGCUAAGCCAGCCUGCGGCCCUGCUUCCAAGCACUGAACCCACCUUCCAGGGACUGACUGAGAGUGGACACUCAUAAUAGCUCUCACAGCAAGGACCUGUCACCUCUUUGUUGCCCUCAUUCUCUGCCUUGAUGGGAGGUGGCACGAGAAUUGAGGUAUUGUGGAUGAAUCAUGAACUUCUUGAAUAAAGACCCUGUGUGGGGUGCCUGGGUGGCUCAAUUGGUUAAA
This is a messenger RNA of Mirounga angustirostris (Northern elephant seal), 854 nucleotides long. It is a transcript of the gene CUNH1orf50, whose product is annotated as chromosome unknown C1orf50 homolog. Lineage: Eukaryota; Metazoa; Chordata; Mammalia; Carnivora; Phocidae. Bases 92 to 703 code for a protein of 203 amino acids. The record is from RefSeq and is a predicted model, not a curated record. The transcript is spliced from 5 exons.